Messenger RNA from Bubalus bubalis (water buffalo), 6956 nucleotides. It is a transcript of the gene MAFK, whose product is annotated as MAF bZIP transcription factor K. The record is from RefSeq and is a predicted model, not a curated record. Gene Ontology annotation, biological process: regulation of transcription by RNA polymerase II. Gene Ontology annotation, molecular function: RNA polymerase II cis-regulatory region sequence-specific DNA binding; DNA-binding transcription factor activity, RNA polymerase II-specific. The transcript is spliced from 3 exons. Gene Ontology annotation, cellular component: nucleus. The coding region runs from base 4324 to 5028 and encodes 234 amino acids. NCBI's taxonomy places the organism in Eukaryota, Metazoa, Chordata, Mammalia, Artiodactyla, Bovidae.
CCCUGCUCCCCGCCUCCCUGUCCUCAGCUGAUGGAAGAUGCACUGCUCCGGUAUUUACUUUUGCUUUUUAUAAGUCACAGACUCGUCAUGUUUCCUCUUUCUUACAGUUUCAGGAAAUUGAGAGUGUCAUCUCACAAUUGUAGGAUUUUAGAGCAGGUAGAGAUGAACCUGCGGGAUCUCAGUCUACAGACACACAGUUCUCCCCAAGGAAACUGAGCCCCGCAGCGCCUCAGCUGCCAGAGGGCUGGGCCCCAUGCCCAGUGCCUGGUGUGGCUGGCCUGCCUUUCUGCGCUGCCCACCUGGGUGCCCUGGGCAGAGGGGCAGAGAGGACACGGGGUGGAAUGCCCCAGCCCCCUCCCUCACGCAGGCGCUGGCACCUGCUCAUGAAGCAGGCCUCCCACCUGCCAGGAGUCGUGGGGAGUGGGGAGGUGAGAGCACCCCUGCCGUCCACCCAUCGAGGGAGGCAGGCCUUGGACAGAAAGGCCAGCGCUGGUCCUGAGCGCUGCCCUGGAUGCGUGCUCAGGAGGGGGUGCCCACCUCCCACACGUGAAGCGAGGCAAGGAAGGGGGCAAUGGCAGAGGGGCAGGAGCUCAGAAGUGGGAAGGCCCCCGGCACAGAUGAGCGGGGGGCUUCAGGAAGUUCGUGGGGGAGGCCUGGCACAGCAACAGGUGGCCCUGGGAGUGGCGGCUUCAGGAGGGACCCCCUGCCUGCUUGUGGGGGCUGUGCUUGAGACACUGGGAUGGGAAUCCAGACCAGACUCGGGGGCCCGUGCCCAGGUGGUGCCAAAGGGCUGCAGCAUCAGCGGGGGCGCAGGCCAAGCCAGCAGGCGGGCGCGGAGGGACAGGGGCCUGUGGCCGCCACCCACGCUGCAGGCCCGGGAGGAGCGCGGCGCGAGAGGGGGUGUCUCUGGGGCCGUGCGGGCUGGGGUGGUCCACAGCUGUCGCGUCCCUGGCUGGACAGAGAGGUGGGGCUGGUCGGAGCCCUGGUCGGCCCCGCUGGGCUGGGGCAGAGCAGAACCCCUGCCGUGGGGGCUCCAGGGGAGCAGCGGCCCAGCCUGAAGCUGGGUGGCGGGGGUGGGGUGGCGUUCAGCUUGCUGUCAGCCUGGCGGCCGCCUGAGUCACCUCUGGACAUGGCCAGGAUGACACAGCUUCCUCGGGCUGCAAAGGCAAGGUGACCAGACGUCCUCCAGGCCAGGCAGACAGUCACGUCUUGCCGGAGGGCAGCCAGCCAGGGCCAGCCUGCAGGCUGGGUGCGGGCUGGGCCGGUGGGGUGGCCGGCAGGGUGCGGCGGGACACACCCCCAUCUCAGGGAGCUGGUGCAGGCAGUGGGUGCCCUCCUGGUUCUGGGAGCUGCCUCUGCUGGCUCCUUCCAGGGUCGGAUGAGUCGACGGGCGCUUGUUCAACAGGCAGGCUCCUGCUCUGGCACCAGCCCCAGGGGCAGUCGGCUGAGGGUCUCUCAAGAGGAGGCCCCUAGUCCCCAGACGAGAGGCAGCACGGCACGGUGGUUCUGGCUUUGGGGUUCACUCUUGGCUGCCAUGCCCCCCGGACGCCCCUGAGGCCUGGCAAUGGAAGGUCCGCUCCGACCCCCUCUCUUGGGCUGAGCGCCACGGGCGUCGGGAUCCUGCCCUGCUCAACGCUGAUGUUGGAGACUCGGCUUCUCCCACCCGGGCUCAUGACCUGGGUGUGCAGACUGGUCGUGCAAUCCAGUGAGAAUCUGAGACUCUCGAAGCCCCCUUUGCUCCUGGGUGAUCUAAGCCCAGGGCUGCCCAGGUGGGUCGUGCCCCCAUUCGCCAGUGGCUGCCCUGAUGAAGAACGGGUUUCCUGGGCCCCGGCCCCUGGCCUGGCCUGGUGAGGGCUGGAGCACACAGGGGCUGGCCAGGCCGUGUGUCACCCCGGGAGCCAGGUCUCAGCCGCAGCAGGAACUUGCGAGGAGGAGGGCAGGAAGUGAUCCUGGCCCCAGCUCACCUGCCUGCUGGAAGGGCAGUCCUGCACUGUCAGACCUGGGCGCCCUGCCCUGCCCUGCUUCUCACGGGCCCAGAAGGGGAGGGACGCUCCCGAAUUUACUGCAGACCGUGUGGUCCCCGGGGUUGCCUCUGUCUAGGCCGCUGGGUCCCCUUCCCUACAGAGGACGUCCUCUUUCGUGUUCAGCUGGAACGGAGUUUCUGGCUUUGGGUUGAAAAGCAGCCUCUGAGCCGACGCUUGGCUGGGAGGUGCUCCUGGGAGAGGUGCUGGCGGCGUGCUGCACCAGAGGCUCCUCGGGGCACGAGAGGGCAGAGCAGCCCCGUCCAGCGUCCCAGACUGGCGCGGGCCUGGCUUGCGGGUGGCGGCACCAGGAGGAGCCGCUGGCUGGGCCGUCGGGAAGGUGUGUGAGGGUCCAGGCCCCGACGCAGCAGCGCUGGCCCUGGGCAUCCUGGCCGGCUCCCACCUCUGCUGGCCUGCGCGGCUGCGGGGGUCACAAACACCUUUUCGGGGCAGCUGUUCCCCAGUCAGUUGUUCUACAAACUCUGGUUCACACCUGCAAAACUCUUCUCUGAACCUCUUUCCAAAAGCAAGCUGUUGUUUUCUGAAGCCUGAAGUGACGUGAGGUCGGUUCUGGGGGUGUUUCAGGUGUUUUAGGGAGAGCCGAGUAGCCUGCCACUCCUGUUCCCUUACUGAGUCCACGGAAGGGCUCUUGGCCCGCCGACCCACAGCCUGACUUCGACGUGAGCCCCCGGGCCCUGAGGGCUUUGGAAGCCGAGUGCUAACGCGCCUGGGUCUGUGGGGGUCGCGCCUGGGUCUGUGGGGGUCGUGACGAUGGACAGGGCCGGCCAGCGUCUGCUUGCCUGGGGCUCGCCCCCCUUCCCCUGGGGUGGGGGUCCUGGUGCAGACCCUGGGGUGAGCGCCCAGGGUCAGGGUGUUGUCUCUGGGCGUCACCGGAGUGGCCCAGCUGAGGACGUUUGGCACUGGGCCCUUGGUUCCGAUCUCCUCGUUUUUCAGAAGAGAAGACCAAGACCCACAGAGAGGAGAGGUGUUUCAGAGGCUGGGGAUCAGCCCCCUCGGCUCCGUCUGGUUGGUGGGGGCCUGAGGACUGAGGGCAGGCCCCCGGGGGACCCCAGCCAUGCUGCUCUCCCCCGUCUCUGCCAAGGCUCCUCGCCCAGGUCCUGGGCCCGGAGGCCAGGCGGUGGGCCAGGUGGGCUCAGCACCGGCAGACAUGGGGCCUGGGGUCUGUGGCCAGCUCGACCCGGUGGACAGGGAUGCCGAGCCCCAGUCCCGUGUGCAUCCUGGGCCCUGGGUGCCCACCCGGUAACGUCACGGUGGGCAGGUCCCCAGGGGAGGCGCCCCGGGAAGGCGCUGGGGUCCCGGCCAGGCUGGUGCGUCCCUGAGGGUCUGCUGGGUCCAGCACAGGCCCCCUGCCCUUCCUUUCCCACCGGGGGUGGGCGGGGCCUCCGCCUGUGGGAAUGUGAGCCCAGCUCUGUAAACAGCUGGUGACUCACCGCCCAGCUAUGCCCUGGCGUGCUGGGAGCGGGCUGGAACGAUAGCGGCCCCUCCUCACUCGACGUGGAGAAGUUUCUCAUGGCCUCUCGGCCGCCCGGCCCGCCAGCCCUCCCCGUGGCUUCUCCAGACCAGGGCUGACUCCCGAGCUGGAGGGAGGGGUGGCCCACGGGGCGCCCUGGGUCCCUAGGGGUCAGGCCGCAGUCAGGCUGCAGUUCUCACCUCCUGUGGGGUCACCCGGGCAGCCGCAUGUCCACCGUGGGCACAGGCGUGAGCUCAAGAGGGCCCAGGGGCCCAGUGCCCCCAGGGCUGGGAGAGCAGACUGGGCACAGACCGGGGUGCUGAGACCAUCUGGUGCUGAAGGGUGGGCGGGCCGCCAGAGGCGGGACCAGCGCCUGGGGGAGUCCAGGCGGCGCCACCGUGAGGGUCUCGGGCUGCAGGGGAAGACUGCCCAGCAGGUCUCCCUCACCUUGAGACACGGCCUCUGCUGCGGCUCUGCCUCUGGCCCCAGACCCUCCUUGGGUGUCUCUCUCUGCUCAGUUCACCUCGGAACCGGGGGGCGGGCCCCGAACCUGUGAGCCCGAGGCCCGUGCACGAGUGGGGGCCGGGUCUUCCGCACCCCUUCCCCAGCUGCGGGCCCAGGGGGCCUGCUUGCCGCCCCACAACCUGUGCUGUCGGCGCGGCCUGCCCAAAGCCAUUGUUGCUGUGGGCUUCUCCGUUUCCAUGACGACCAUCAGGGGCUGGCUACCUCCCAAGGUCGUCAUGGCAACUAUCAGAGGGGAAUCAUGCUUGGGAUGCUUUGGCUGGCUUUUUCAUGAAUGAUUAGAAUGUGUGACACAAUGCAGACGCGAAAAUGAGAAGGGCGGGCGGUGGGGGCUGGCGGGCGGCGGGGACAGCUCCCGCCAGACGGUCGGUGGGCGCUGGAGGCGGUGGCUCCCACUCCCCGGCUGGCCGGCGGCGGGAGCCCCCACUCACCCUCUGGGCCUCGGGUCAUGGCCGUGGGGCAGCCUCAGUGGAGGGGGUGAUGUCACCGCUGCAGUGCCCUUGGAGGAGGUGGUUCUGUCCGGGUGACUGUGCCCAGGUUAUGACGACUAAUCCCAAAGCGAACAAGGCGUUGAAGGUCAAGAAGGAGGCGGGCGAGAACGCCGCGGCGCUCAGCGACGAUGAGCUGGUGUCCAUGUCGGUGCGGGAGCUGAACCAGCACCUGCGGGGCCUCACGCGGGAGGAGGUGGUGCGCCUGAAGCAGCGGCGCCGCACGCUCAAGAACCGGGGCUACGCGGCCAGCUGCCGCAUCAAGCGCGUGACGCAGAAGGAGGAGCUGGAGCGCCAGCGCGUGGAGCUGCAGCAGGAGGUGGAGAAACUGGCCCGCGAGAACAGCAGCAUGCGGCUCGAGCUGGACGCCCUGCGCUCCAAGUACGAGGCCCUGCAGACCUUCGCCCGCACCGUGGCCCGCGGCCCCGUCACGCCCACCAAGGUGGCCACCACCAGCGUCAUCACCAUCGUCAAGUCCGCCGAGAUGGCCGCCUCCGCCUCCGUGCCCUUCUCGGCCGCCUCCUAGUGCCCGCCCGGCCGAGGGGUGUGGUCCCGCGGAGAGCGGACCCCGCGGACUCUUGCGGACCGGCCGGCGGGAACAGAUGGGGUUCCGCGCGCCGCCCGCCCUGCACACGCGAACACGCACGCGCACUGCAUGCCCCGCCUGCCCGGGCUCCGCUGCCCUCUCCGGGCCGUCUCCCGCUCCGGGCCGCCUCCCGGGCUCUCAGUCCGGCGCCAGCGGGGGCAGGGCGUGUGGACGGAAGGCCCUUAGGAGGCCCCUGGCCCAGACGUCUUCCACCCCUCCCUCGAGCUGCCCGUCCGCACGCGAUAGCGUGUCCACACCCUGCACGGGCCCCCAGCUGGGCCAGCACCCCUUCAACACGCUGACUGCACCUGGGCCCCCGGGAGGAACCGCCCCCCACGGGGUCCAAACACUGUGAUCCUGCUGCAGCCUCGGCCAGAGGCCCAGACCCCUUGAGUGGGUGGAGGAAGGGCUGUGCAAGCGUGUGCGAGGGUCACCUGUGCGUGUGAACAUGUGCGCACGUGUGCCUGCCCUCCUCCGGGGUGCCGCCGCUCUGGGUGCCUCGGGAGCGGCUUGUCACUGGGCCCGCCCACGCUUUGCGUUUCCUCUCCAUGUCGGGGGGCCCAGGGGCGGUCCCCAGCGAGGAGCAGCAGCCACCUGGCCGGGAGAGGGGAGCCCCGGGGGUCACGCAGGGGGAGCACGUUCUGUGGGGAGCAGGUGUGAAGUUUGCAGUGGCCGAGGUCCUGCUGGAUGAGACGGAAAGCAGGGAGGAGGGUAGGUUGGAGGACAAGGAGUGUUGUUGGUGAGGACGGGGGAGGGGUGGGCGCUGGGCUGGGGAGGCGGCAAGGACCAGCCUCCUGGGGACACUUGGACGGUCUGUCAGCAGAGGACGUGGCACUCUGCCACCUUGGUGCUUAAUCGUUGCCUGGAACCUUCAUCUGCUCUUCCUCUUGGCACUCAGAGCCACUGAUGAUCGGGUGGCCUUUGCUGGGUGUCCCUUCCCUGAGUGUGGCCAGGCUUGGGCGCUCCUUCCCGCCCUUCCUGGGAAGGUGCCAGGCCGAGAGGUAGGUGGUGGGUGGGUGGUGAGCCCCAAGCCCCCCGCAGGCCAGAAGCCCUGAGCUCCAGCUCCUGGCUCCUCCUCAGCUUGCUUCCCACCAAUAGCCCACCCGGGAGGAGGAGGCAGUGUGUGGGGAGGGCAGAGGGCCCCAAGGGCUGCAGAUGAAAAGUGUCCCCCUGUCUGGGGGGAGGUGCGGCCUUGGGGAUGUCUGGGUCCCUUCAGGGCCAGGCGGGCGUGUAGAGAAGCUGUCCGCACCAUAGCCAUGGUAGGUAAUCCACAUUGGAUAUCAAUAAGGACCAUGGGGAUAUUUAAAAGAGAAAAGUAUAUAUAUAUAUAAAAUUAUAUACACAUUUUAUCGUUCAGAUUUUCGUACCUUUUCUUCCUAUUUGAUACUGUAAAUCUCUAUAGAGCAGAGCUGCCUGGCAGUGCGGGUGGGGGGGGACCCCCUCCCACACCUGGCCUCUCAAUUCGGCUGCCCACCGCCCAGUGCUGCCCGCCGGACCUCCCCGCUCCCAGGACCAGGCCUGGGAGACCCGUGUGCCCCCUCCUCCUUUCAGAGCUUUGGAGUUUCAUUGUCACAGUUUUAAUAUAUGGGUUUUUUUAUUUAAGAAAACAGGCCCGUCCCCCUGCUCCCUGGCGACAGGGCCCUGUGCGUCAGCUCCACACCCGUCUUCCACACCUCCGGCCACUCAGCAGUUUCAUUUCAAUAUUUAUUUUUGUGCUGCUUUUAUCAUGAUAUAAAUUAUUGAGAAGAGACCCUAUGUCGUGGCCCCGAGGUGGGAAGCGGCCCGCCCGGCUGGCCACACCUAAUUUAUUGCUGUACAUCUCUGCUGUGACGCUUUUGUACCUUUCAAUAAAGAGUUUUCUGGUUUCA